AUGUGGGACGCCCACAGGCUCCCCCCGGGGGCCCCCCCCUUCGCUCCUGCUGCUGCUUUAUCUGCUGAGGGUUUUGCUGCGCUGCGGGCCUUCGAGGGGGGUUUGGGGUGUAUAGACAGCAGCAGCGCAUCCAUUCAGGGGCUUUCUGCUGCUCUCGUGCAUGCAGCACAUUCGCCAGCAGUUUACCACUGUCUUGCUGCUCUGAAGGCGCAGAUCCAGGCUGCUGCUGCUGCUGCUGCUGCUGCUGCUGGGGGCGGAGCAGCAGCAGCAGCAGCAGCAGGCUCGGGGCAGCUCGUGCUGCUGCUGUACGUGGUCAACGAUGUGCUGCAGCGCUGCUGCAGCUGUGGGGCCCCGUUUUUGCUGCAGCUGUGCCUGGACCCGCUGCGGAGCCUCUGCGCAGCAGCAGCAGCAGCAGCAGCAGCAGCAGCAGCAGCAGGAGCAGCAGCAAAUGGACUGGAUGAAUUCAAAAGAGUUCUCGAAAUCCUCAAACAAAGAGACACUUUUGGGGGCCCCGAAAUCUGCGAAGCUCUUAUGAGGGUUUUGGCUGGACAGGAUGUGCAGCUGCCGCAGGUCCCCAAGCAGCUCAUGCUGCAGCAGCAGCAGCAGCAGCAGCAGCAGCAGCAGCAGCAGCGCCUCAGCCACAAAGCCGCAGAUGCACCCGAGGGCAGAUCGGUGAAGGGCCCCCAGACACUGGAUGGGUACCGGCUGCACUAUCCUUCUGCUGCAGAUGCUGCAACAGCAGCAGCAGCAGCAGCAGCAAUUCCAGCAGCACCAGAAGACACAGCUUUUAAGCAGCAGCUGCACCGAACCCUCACACUUGCCAAUGACUGCACUCUCACCAUCAGAGACGCCCAAGACAGCAGGAAGCGACAGAAUGCGAGGGUUUUGGAAGUGCAGCAGCUGCUGCAGCGCCUCGCCAGCGGGGAAGACACGGAGGAGCAGCAGGCGGAGCUCAAUGAGCGGCCACAAUCUGAAGAAAACUUGCGCACAAGUUUAACAAAUGCAAGAGCGCGCAUAGCUCGACUAUAUGAGAAGGAAUGGAAUAAGACAGUGCAGCUCCAAGAGGCUUUCUUGGUGCUUGCGCAAACGGUGGAGCAGCGCAUGCAAGAAGCUCUUUUGCGUCACUGCAAAUGCAGAGAAAUAAAAUUAAUAUUUGACAGAGCAAUAGCUGAAGCGAAAGCAGCAGCAGCAGCAGCAGCAGCAACAGCAGCAGCAGCGCCGGCAGCUGCAGCAGCAAACCCAGAAGCAGCCGCAGCAGUACACGCUGCGCCCAACUCGUAA
Molecule: messenger RNA, 1281 nt
Organism: Eimeria necatrix
Lineage: Eukaryota; Apicomplexa; Conoidasida; Eucoccidiorida; Eimeriidae
Exons: 5
Coding region: 1-1281 (426 amino acids)
Source: RefSeq, a predicted model, not a curated record